AUGUUCCGCGCAGUAAUAUCCACAUUCUGCCUCAUUUUCCCCUUAUACUUCUUAUAUAAACCCCCUCAAUCUCUGAUUCGUUAUCUCCAACGCCGCUGGCCGGAUGUUCUAUUCCAUCACCCCACGGCAGAAAACGUUGUCGCGCUAACAAUCGACGACGCGCCCUCCUCACACACAACCGCCAUUCUCGACGUCCUAAACGUCAACAAUGCAACCGCCACAUUCUUCGUAAUUGGAUCACAAGUCUCUGAUUAUACAUCCGUGCUCGGCAAGCUAGUUUCUUCCGGCAAUGAGUUAGCCAACCAUGCUAUGCAUGACGAGCCAUCGCGCGGGUUAAACAACACAGUCCUUGCGGAGCAAAUACAGAGCGUACAGGAGCUUAUCCAAGAUGCAUACCGAUCAACUGGUGCAGAUGGUCCAAAGAACUGGUUCUUUCGUCCUGGAUCGGGCUUUUUCUCCUCGCGCAUGCGCGCGCUAGUCUCGGAUAUGGGAUAUCGACUCGUUCUGGGCGAUGUGUAUCCUCAUGACCCCCAAGUGCCAUUUUCCGGGUUGAACGCGAGGCAUAUCUUGAGUAUGGUCAGGCCCGGUAGUAUUAUCGUUUGCCAUGAUCGAAGGGAUUGGACUGUGCCCAUGUUGCAGGUUGUACUUCCUGAACUCCGGCGUCGAGGAUAUCGCAUCGUUACAGUGUCUGAGCUUCUUCAAAAGCCUGGGAUGCAAGACUCUCUAUGA
Penicillium waksmanii is the source of this 729-nucleotide messenger RNA. RefSeq names its product chitin deacetylase CDA4. Gene Ontology annotation, molecular function: hydrolase activity, acting on carbon-nitrogen (but not peptide) bonds. The coding region runs from base 1 to 729 and encodes 242 amino acids. Gene Ontology annotation, biological process: carbohydrate metabolic process. The transcript has a single exon. Lineage: Eukaryota; Fungi; Ascomycota; Eurotiomycetes; Eurotiales; Aspergillaceae. The record is from RefSeq and is a predicted model, not a curated record. Gene Ontology annotation, cellular component: membrane.